Messenger RNA from Gadus morhua (Atlantic cod), 792 nucleotides. Its product is annotated as putative olfactory receptor 13C6. The transcript is spliced from 3 exons. The coding region runs from base 1 to 792 and encodes 263 amino acids. Gene Ontology annotation, cellular component: membrane. The record is from RefSeq and is a predicted model, not a curated record. Lineage: Eukaryota; Metazoa; Chordata; Actinopteri; Gadiformes; Gadidae. Gene Ontology annotation, biological process: detection of chemical stimulus involved in sensory perception of smell; G protein-coupled receptor signaling pathway. Gene Ontology annotation, molecular function: olfactory receptor activity; odorant binding.
AUGGAGAACCUGACUUUCAAUGCUGACAUUUUUUUCCUAGAGGGGUUAAAAGUCACCCCACAAUCUUCUUUUCCUGCUUUCAUCCUCCUCCUCAUCAUAUACAUCUUCAUCAUGGUGUCCAACAUCAGCCUCACGGCCCUGAUCUGCCUGGACAGGAGCCUUCACCAGCCCAUGUAUCUGCUCUUCUGCAACAUGAGCAUCAAUGACGUCUUUGGUGCAUCCACCAUCAUACCCCGCUUGCUGAGUGACAUCUUCAUAUUAACAAAAGACAGAUACAUAACCUACAAAGAGUGUGUUAUCCAAGCCUUCUGCGCUCAUUUCCACGCUGGCACCUCCCACUCAGUGCUCAUGGUCAUGGCCUUUGAUCGAUAUGUGGCCAUCUGCAACCCAUUGCACUACGCCGCCAUCAUGACCAACAAGAUGGUGCUGAAGCUGACUUUGUUGGCAUGGUUUCUGGCCCUCGGCUCAGUAGUGAUCCUCAUAGGCCUCAAUGUACGUCUCUCGAGGUGCAAGAGGGCUAUAUUUAAUCCAUUUUGUGACAAUGCGUCCCUGUUUAAACUGUCCUGCGACAACAUCAUCAUCAAUCACAUCUACGGACUAACAUUUACUGUGGUGCUUUUUUCAUCUUCUAUAGGCAGUAUGGUCCUUACUUAUGCAAAGAUUACAGCAGUCUGUCUGACAAGUAAGAACAAAGCUUUGAACAGUAAAGCUCUUCGGACUUGCAGAACUCAUCUCUUUGUAUACCUCAUCAUAUAUUUUAGGAAAAAUAUUACGAUUUUGCCUAAUCGGUGA